ACUUCUUACACAUGAUGAGGUUGACAUAGAGUCUCGAGCCACUUGCACAGGGAGGACGGGAACCGUAUGAGGGUGAUACAGCGCCGGGGCUGGCUCACAGGCGUGGGCCAGGCUUUCCGUAAGCCAGAUCGCCAUUUCGGUGUAAAUGUAAAUGCUGCUGAACUUGAGGUUCAAGCAAAAAACGUCGGCGCGCAACCCGACCCUGAUGUGGCAUUUUUGCAACUUCUAUCGCAGAGCUUUGGGCAAGGUUCAUCGCCUCGCCCACUCCUCGCGAACAUACCUGCAGCUGCUGAAUUGAUGGGAAACGCAGUCCUUCAAUCCCCAAGCCCUCAGCCCCUCUACGACUUGCCCACUUUCCUGGAGACGGCCUACCCGCAGGCCAGCGUCCAACCCCGUAAUCCCGGCUAUGAUUGGCGCAUUUGGGCCCGCAAAAAUCUUACAUUGGAAAGCCUCUCUGCCUCCGCAAAGACUGAUGACCAGCAACGACCGCAGCAGCAGCAGCAGCAGCGGGAGGACCUGCUGGCUCUGCUGCUGCAGACCGAUGCGCACAUGCAGCUUCCCGCAUCUCGGCAGGAACUCCUGCGAAUAGCCAAGCUGGAGCUAACCCAUUUGUGGUAUUAUCAGCAGCAACAACAACAACAGCUGCAACAGCAGCAGCAGCAGCAGCAGCAAGGCCGACGCGUUGGCGCGGUAUCACCGCUGGAGGGCGCUCGUUCGAACGGGCCGAACGGCGCGCAGUCGUCUUCGUCAGCGGCCGCCGCAGCCUCUGCGCUCAGCGGCAACGAGGGCUCUCUAGGAUCAUCGCAACAAGGUCAGCAGCAACCGCAUCAGCAGCUGCAGCAGGGGGAAGGUGGAGGAGGUGCUGCAGCAGCUGGUGGUGGGCCGCCAGGGGUUGCUGUGACUGCGGGGCCGCUGCCGCCGAGUGCCGCAGCAAGUGCGGCCGGACGAAAGUUGCGGCUCCGGGAGCUUCAGAGGCGGGCUGAGGCGUACGGACAGCUGAGGACGGGGUCGCUCGCAGCCACCCUCCGGAAUGUUGGGGAGGCUUUUGGGCAGCGAGUCUCGUACGGGAAGAACGCAUACGGCGAUGGCGGCGCCGGUGCCGACGGUGCAGCAAAAACUGCGAUAGCCACGCAAAUGGCAUUCAGCGUUGGCGCCGGUGCGACUCAUGCCGCAGCGCUGCGUCAGACGGCUAAUGCCGCCGCGGACACGCAGCUGUUGGGAGCGGAUGCAAAGUCAACGUCCUCGUUGUCGUACUGGGUCGAGCACCCGCUUCUGUCUUAUGGCGACAACAUCUUGGCGCUGGCUGUCCGUCGGAACGCAACUCGCCGGCUGGAGUCCUCGUCCGGGUCAGACGGCAAGGCCAGUUUGGCAGCCGCAGUGGCCUCCCUCAGCAGCUCCUUGCCGCGGCAGGUGCAGGACGCCGCGGGGCCCCCAGCCACCCCGGUGUUGUCGCUGCUGCUGGACUAUCUGAAGGUUAAAUACCUGGACGUGCUGCAUGCCUGUCCGCAUUACGAACUGUGGCAGCGUGUUUGUAUGAUUAUGUACGUUUAUACAUUUCGCUGCUGGCUGGCUAUUGCUUUGAGCAGGGAGGUGGCCGAGCAGCUGCACGCGGCGACCGAACGAGUGCAUCGUGAAAAGGCGCGGCAGCAAGCGACGAUGACAGUUCAGGUAAGCGAGUUGCUGCCAGCUACCGUGCGUGACGAGUUGUCGCGCACCUGGGCCCAGGCAGCUGCAUCGUUCCGCCCGGAGGUUCUGGAUCCCCUGCUUCAACAACCGGUGCCUGUCGCCGCCGCCGAGGCCACGGGUGCUGGUCCCUCAGCGGCUGCGACGGCAUGGGAACAACUGCAGAGGACAACCGCCCAGCAGACUCUGCUCACGCCGUUGGACUGGAAGGAGGCUGAGGUGAUGCUGAGCGACAUCGCCGCGCGUCGGGAUGCAACGUUGUCCGCUCCCGGCAACGGCGGCAACGACAGCGCUGCGUCCAUUUCUGGUGAUAACCUCCGAACGGCCGUUGUGCAGCGUGCGCUUGCGCCGGUUCUCGCUGCGGCGAUUGCACGCCACCAAGCGCUGCUUCGGGGGCCCCAUGGCAGCGGUGAUAUCGGUGGCGGCGCUCUCUCCGCCAGCACCGCCAGUACUGCUAGUACCACCAUGUCGACCACGUCGGCUGCAUCCGCGUCGGAGUCCUCCGCUGCCGCGCUGCCAUCCGCCUCCCGUUCCGCCGCCACGGUGGUUUGCUUCCGGGAGACCUUGGUGCUGGACGCCAGUUCCGCGUUCGAGGACUCGUCGCACGACUGCAGGGUAUCCCUGGAGUUCGAUAUUGACAGGCUUGCGGCAUCAGAACCGGGUCUAGGAGGUGCUUGGGGGGCGCGCUUCCUGGAGCGUUUGCUUGCGUUGCCUACCUGGCCGGCAAGUCGGCGGAUGCCGGGCGGCAGCAUGGCAGGCCGCGCGCGACGUGGUGCAUCCGCUCGAUCAGCUCUGAUGGCGGCGGCGUACCCCGUCGACGUGGAGGCCAGCUUCUGCCGGCGCACACGUACCGCCAUGCUCACCACCGCCCGCUACCCCAGCCGCGAGGCGAACCGCAAGCUGUUGCUGGAGCGCUACACGGAGCUGCUGAGGGCAGCCACUCAGGCGGUGGCCGGGGCCGCUCCUGCUGCUGCGGGUUCGCCGGUGAUGACUGGACAGUAGCGGUCUGCGAGCACUUGGCUAGCGGCGGGCGAUUCGGGUUGGGACUGGGACUGGGCCUCGGGAACGGUGGCUGGUGGUGACGGCGUGUGGACUCCUGGCGGACUGCUGCCGCCGGUUCGUGCCCACGUCGGUUCGAUGUGGAUAUAUGACACACAUGCGCCUUACUUUUGGGCAUCAUGGUUGGCGGCGGCUGGAAGGUGGAGACUGGGAUUGCAGGUGUACGCCUGUUUGUGAAUGUGCACAUUGUUGUGUAUUAAAUUGCAAUGCCGCCGUGUGGUGGUGUGUACACUGCCUGCCUCAUGGGUCACCGCUCGGGUCCGUCCUGGACACAUGUGAUUGCGUCCCUCUUAACAUCGCCUUUCGUACCCAUCGCCUCUCCCCCAGCCUCGUUCGAAUUUAAAUCCAACAACAAAAUUCUACUUUUCCGAUACACACAAGUACUUCAUUUCGGUUCGGCAGCGUAAUGCUCAGCUUGAUCCAACAUUUAAUGAUAAUUCCCCCCCCCCACGUAAUAGACAUCCCGGAAAUCACUUAAGACUUAUUCGGCCGUAGCUCAACGCAGCAAUGCGGAACCUGCCUAGGAGAGCGGUCAUCCAAGAAACGUCGCCAGACAGUCCUUAUCGAUUCGUGUCAUCCAUGUAUGUAUUUAUAGUUCAUGUCAUAAAUAAUUCCAUAGCCACUCGCCAACGUAAUGCAAGCAAGGCAUAUUACUACCCGUAUAUGUUUACCCAGAACUUCCACCUAACCGAAAGAACUGCAAAACUGCAUCAGGCCUCUACUCCUCUCAACUCUUCCGGUGAGCCAACUAUGUUCAACUAUCCCAAAAAACUAUGCACACAACAAAACAAACCAAGUUGUAUCACGUCUGCACCAACGUGAGGCCGGUUCCCGUGUACCGCCUACCCAGAUAGCCACCCUAAGGCCCCUUCCUUCCACGUCCAUUUCCGCCCGCCUGUCCGUCCGUAUGUAUGUAUACAUAUCUACAGAACCGAGAUGAUAUGCAAGGCUCAACCAUACCGCGACGCCAAACCUAUGCUUAUUGCACUGCGUGUGCGUAUUAAUGCACGUGAUUCGCGAUGUUCACACAUACACAAACGCUGCACUUCCCCCUCACGCCCUCAAACUUCUAUAUUCCUAUAUAUAAUACCCCCCGGACGGAUUCAAACAGCCCUCCAGACCUCCUUGCGUGUCUGUCAUCGUACACGCGCA
This is a messenger RNA of Volvox carteri f. nagariensis, 3894 nucleotides long. RefSeq lists its product as uncharacterized. NCBI's taxonomy places the organism in Eukaryota, Viridiplantae, Chlorophyta, Chlorophyceae, Chlamydomonadales, Volvocaceae. The record is from RefSeq and is a predicted model, not a curated record. The coding region runs from base 67 to 2685 and encodes 872 amino acids. The transcript is spliced from 17 exons.